Hippocampus zosterae (dwarf seahorse) is the source of this 1801-nucleotide messenger RNA. RefSeq names its product rho guanine nucleotide exchange factor 7. The coding region runs from base 349 to 1311 and encodes 320 amino acids. The transcript has 10 exons. The record is from RefSeq and is a predicted model, not a curated record. Lineage: Eukaryota; Metazoa; Chordata; Actinopteri; Syngnathiformes; Syngnathidae.
UGAGGCAGCUGACAGGAAGGAACAAACAACCACACUGUGCUUCACCAUUUUUUUUUCUUCAUUCUUCAAUUCCUCUUCAGACGCAUGAACACCAUUGAUGUGCCGGCCUGGAUGGAAACGGAGUACGUACUGGUGGGAGGAAAAAAAAAAAAAAAAGAGGGAACUAGAGAUUAGCAGCUCGCCCCUCCUCCUCUGCUCAUUUGCCCAAUAUCCUCUUUUAGGCCCUUUUAGUGUUUGUUUGCGCCCGGUUGGAGUGUGGCAAACACACAGUGGGGGAAAUGGUGCUCACGGCGUCGCGGCGGACCUGACGGACCGAGCGCAAGAGAGGAAACGAAAACCUUGUCCGUGAUGGGAUGCUGCAGUGUGACCCAGAGGCACACCGGCGUGGACGAGGUGGGUCCUGAUGAGAUCGAGCUCCUGGAACUCUCUGGGGACCAUUUAGGCGUGUGGAGUUUGGGAGAAAGCAGGCUUCAACUGUCGGUGAGGAGCAGCCGAGACGACAAUCAGCCGCCAUCAUGCUGCACUUCAGUGCCGCAAGUGGAGCAACGUCGCAAUCAUGCUGGGGUGCUGUGGGGCAAGAGCAGAGAGGAGCUGCACGGGAGGAUCUUCUCCCAGCAGCCAAUCAGAGGCUGGGAAGGUCGACCUGCUCACAUGUACGGAGAGAUCAUCCACUCCUCCCUCAUGUGUCUGCACAGCAAACAUUCCAAGGAGAAGCGGGAGCAUUUCCUAGUUUUAUUCUCUUUCCACCUGCUGCUCCUUUCCUUAGAUCACACAAAGCAAGACUUCAUUUAUGAGGGAAUGCUUCCACUCUCCGGUCUUUCCUUUCACAUCAUCCCGAUGGACAAUGACAGCUGUCAGUCACCACACAUGUUUGAAAUAAGCAGUUCAAUGGUGCACCCCAAGAUCUUCAUAUGCCCCAAUGCUGCGGAGCUCCACACAUGGAUGAAACACAUGAAAGACCGCAGACACAAGUCCAGGACUCAACCAUCGAGCCCUUCCCACUGUGCUCUCUCUUAUCUACUGCCUUGCGAUGAGCACUGGAAAAGAGAGGAGCUGAAGAAAUACUUGCUGCACGCUCCCAUAUGGGAGUGGGAGGGUUCGCCUAUACAACACAUGGGCCCACCAGAUUACGUCUCGGUGGUCCAUAUCAUCAACACACACAGACAGGGCCUCCAAGAACGACUCAUGAUUCUCUUCCCUCAAGACAUCCUGCUGCUGUCAGUGGACAAUAAGCAACUCAAUAUCACAUACCAGGCUGCCUCGUCGAGGUGUCAGAGCGACCGAGAAAUCAGCUCUGCCCGGACGACUUGAGUUUGAGCUGCAAGGAGAGCUGAUGGAGACCCUGCACGUCUCGUGCACCUGCCUGGAAGAUUAUCAGAACUGGAUUUUUCACUUGCAGCGGGCGUGACUGAUGCGGAUUCUUAAACAUAAAAUGCUCAUAGCGAUACUCGGUUCAACAACCGGGCCGGCAGUCCUCGUCUUCAUCUCAGGUUUCACGCGGAAAACUCAAUAGUUGAAAUGGAUGCGUUUCUACUCUUUGGUACGAUCAAAUGAGGGCUAAUAGCAUUUGUGCUCAGCUCAUCUGUCAACAUGUAAAAUGCAACCGCAUUCGUAAGACAAAAAUGUCCCCCUUCACCAACAUUCGUGCCAAAGGUGCCCGGGGGGGUCGCAAGAGGGCAUCAUAACUGACCGAUAUCAUAUCAAGGGACAUAUUUGAAUGCAGAUUAGUUUCGCUUUGACUGUGUGUAGCUCAAAUAAAAUGUGUACCGUGUGCACCAAUGGAUGUGUCACAAAAAGGUGA